AUGCCUCAUUGUCUGAAACGGAGCCGAAGGAUUCCGACUUUCUCCCGACAGCAGAAAAAACGAUUGCCGAACUUCUUCCGGAGUGGUCAAAAGCUAUCAAAGAGUGGGGAGUUUCACCAGUACGGUCUGGGUGCAGUUUACGCCUUACUAUUCUUUAUGAUAUCAAUGUGGCUAUGGAAACGUAUAAGACGAGUGCUUACUGGUAACCAAGGCAACAAAGUACCUAUUAUUGUUUUAAGCCUUCUUGGCUUUUUCUGUUUAACCAGAAGUUUGUGUCUUUGCAUUGAUGCUUGUCACUGGAGAAAAAUCACCCCGGUGGCUUUUGUUAAUGUUCUCUGGGGUAUUGGCCAACCGUGUCUCAUCGCGGUUUACACCUUGGUCUUCAUUGUAAUGCGAAACGCACUAACGCUCAAGCAGCAUUUUCAACAGUGGUACAACACAAGAAACAUAGCAAUAGCCACUCUACCGUAUUUUAUUUUUGCGCUAGCCGCAGAGCUCACUUUGUUAUUCGUACCUGCGUACAAAGGCCUCGCUUUUACUUGUCAGCUUUUGUACAUCUUGUUCGGCGUUUCUCUGACAGUAUUCUACGCAAUAAUAUCAGUUUUGCUCUGGAGAAGGCUCUCCAUCUCCAAAAAUCAAUGGGCAACGGACACGGCACGGGCCCGCGGCAAACGCAUCCGAGCAAUCGAGCGUGUAUUGCAGCCGCGUUUGGCGGACUCAGCAUCUGUGCCAUGCAAUUCUACGUCAUGACUAGCGUGUACGGCGUGUUUUCGAAUGCACGAAGCGUACCUGCUUGGCCGUGGUGGGCGUUCCAAACGACCUUUCGAGUGAUUGAGAUUUACAUGGUAGCAAUUCUCUGCUACGCUGUAAAUGACAGAGGAGUGGAUGCGAAGAAAGGUGAAAUAGCACCUUCAAGUAUUGUCUCAGAGACGCAAUUUAAACCCAAGUUGGUUGAAAUGAGUGAACAAAUAUAAUUGGCAAGAAGGUGAACCUAAAAACGUUUAUUAUAACUGUUGGACAUUUUUGCUUUAUCUGUAUACUUCGGUCAGUAUAACAAACAGGAACCCCCACCUUCCACCCUUUCAUCCCCUGAUCAAAGUUGGCGCGUUAAGCUGUAACCAACAGGAAACCGAACCAGCAUUGCCCACGGGGAGAUCUGGAAAGGUGGCGGGGGUGGGAGGGAGUGAGGAAGCUAGACAUUUUUAUUUCAAGACGUGUUUACUACGAGUGUCGCACAAAAGAGAAAAAUGUUGCUGGAAGAAACUGGCCACCUUUUCCGAAUUUUCCAGGCUUCCUUUUCAAAAUAAGUUUAAGUACAAAACUCUACGUUGCCAAGAAUUUUUCUUAUGCCCAGAAAAAUUCAUUUAAAUAUGAAAGGUUUUGAAUUUUCCCUCAUUUGGAAAGGGAUUUAGCCAUGUUAAAAUGGCCUAUCGCUAUUGUUGUGAUGGACUAUAUUCCAUUAACUUCUUAUGAUUAUGAAGGAAAAAUUGGAAACAAGAACUGUUAUUGAUAACAAACGAGGCCGCCAAACUAUGGCAAGGAAAGUAAACUGCUUUUAAAGUUUUAAUCACGAGCGUAACCGAAAUAAAAAGAUGGCGUGUACCGAAUCUAAGGUGUGAACUAGUUAACGCUUCCACAAUUGAUAGUGUAACUUGACGGUUUUAAAAAGCAAGCUCCACUGGGCGUGACGCCUUACUGGCCCAGCUCCUACACGAAGCCCUGAGAUCUCUAGUUCUGCUUUUAAAGUUUUAAUCACGAGCGUAACCAAAAUAAAAAGAUGGCGUGUACCGAAUCUAAGGUGUGAACUAGUUAACGCUUCCACAAUUGAUCGUGUAACUUGACGGUUUUAAAAAGCAAGGUCCACUGGGGGUGACGCCUUACUUGCCCAGCACGCACACCAAGCCCUGAGAUCUCUAGUUCUGGAAGUUAUAGCUGCAUUUGGUUUAUUUUCGUUUCAAAAUUAUCUGUUUCCACAGUAUACACGGUUAAGGAAAUCCUUAUUUCCAGAAACCCUUAAUUUGCCCUGCGACCAUGACUCACUUAACCGGAUUUAUGUCGAGUAAGUGUCGAGUAAGGUCGAGGUAAAUCAUUGACAUGCACAAGGGUCGAGCCCAUGACGUCACUCAUUGUUAUAACCAAGGGAAAAAGUGGAUUCCUCCAUAUCUAUGAGCGUCUCUCUUACAUAAUAGGAACAAUAGGCUUGCCCGGUAAGUAACUUUAACCCGGUUUGUCGGAUCGUCUAUUAAAAAAAUGGGAAUAAGAGGAGCGAUCACCUAGCAACGCGAGAAACGGCUUGUGUCUUCUUAUUUAGCGCUAAAAAUCGGAUAUAUAAAACAGAACAUACACACACAAAGUGAAGCUGAAAACUCUUUAUUUCAACUUUGACUGGCUCUUACAAAAGCAUUUUCUCCGUUCUGUCUUGAGGGGACGACAAACUAUUGAAGUCUCAGCCCUUGGUGAGUUUAUUGUCUAGUUUCAUGUGCCGUUAGUCAGUUAAUUAUGCGAGUUAACAAGCCCACAUUUGCAUACACUUUGGCUCUACAAUAAAACGGCGAACUCAAACUCCUUCAAAAUCGCUCAAAAAACCGUGAGGUAAUUCAACGUUUAUUUAACAUUGAUUUAUAUACAUACUUAGCGAUAUAUCGCUAUAGGUGAGGCAAAAUUAACAACGGUUACACACAGAUUGUGUGGGUCCCCUGUGGUUUGUUCGUACUUUUCGCUUUCAAAAAUUUUAGAUUGUUCAGUGUUCCCAAGUUAUCGUCUGUUACGCCGUGCAAGAGACUGACAGCAUAUUUUGGGACCACUUCUUCAUCACUAACCGUAGGGCGAACUAGAACAACGUAAAUUACUCUACAAUAUGUGCUCACCUUUCCUGUAUUAGUUAUGAAACUCACUCCUACGCUUUUCAUCCCAGAACAAUGCGGAUUCCGUAUUAAAUUGAGUUUUUGAACGGUUACCAAGCGUUUGGAAAAGUGUUCCGCUCCAAAAUCUUUCAGUCACCAGUGUUUAAACCUAAAGCGUAGACGCUCUACCCUUGUCUAGCGGACCGGAGGAAGUCGUCAAUCAAAAAGGACAUCGAAAGGACAAUUUCAACCCAGUGGUAUAGUAUACGCAUUAAAUUUGUGAACAACAAGGUGAACGUUGCAGCUACCUCGCGGACAGCUUCAAAUCGCUCAAGGCCGGAAGUACAUGAACGUAUGCGGAAAUCGACCGAAGUAUAAAGAAUUUCUGCUUUAAUAUACCAUGACUACAAAGUAUGAAUUACCCGAAGAAGCCGAUGUCAAACUACUGAGCAAUUUGGGAAAGGAAGUAGAAAUGAAGACCUUUAAAACAAACGUUCCCCCGAAGUUAGAGUGUGACAAAGAUCAAGUGCUGAAGAUAAAAAUUCUUUGCGUCGGGGACUAUACCGGGGGAGUGGGAAGAAAAGGGGUGCUUAUCAACGAUUAUCUGCAAGUCACACCACCGGUACCGACCCAUCUGAGACCACUAAUCGGUUGCGACUUUUACUUGAAAACAAUAAAAUGGGAAAAAGGCGGCGAUCACAAUCCAUGGCCAAUUACCAUCGAAUUACUUUUAUUUGAGCUGGCAGAACAAGAGUGCUUUACAUGCAUGACAAAUUUGUAUUAUAGGGACAGUCAUGGGGCUUUAGUAUUCUGGGGUCCGGGCAAUUCAUCCUCCCUGGAUGGGGCUCCGAAAUGGUUGAACGACGUGAACAGAGUUUGUCCAUCAAUCUCGUGCGUUCUUGUCACGGACAACACUUCAAAUAAGCCUCUGUACGGUCCUAAGGAGAAAUUCGAGAGUGAGAUGGCAUUUGAUCAGUUCUGGAAAGAUCACGGGUUUGUCGGUCAUUUUGAGAUCAAGUCCCGUGACUGGGAAUCUGGUGAAAAUAGCGUUUUCGGACAAGCUGUCAACUGUCUUAUUGAGAAGAUUUUAACUGAACGAACUUAAAAAGAGAAAAAACUUGGAUGAAGUGGAAUUACCCAUACAGAAUGCAAUUCACCUCUUUAUAACAACUGAAAUAAUGGAAUUAUUCUUGUACAUAAGGAAAACUGGUGGCCUGGUGUUACUGGUAGUUAAAAUGUCGACGCCGGAUCCUUGCCAUUACGUCAAAAAGAAACUUUACUCCUCUUCGUCUUUCUCCAUCAAGUUGAAUACCCUGCGAUGUAGUAUGCAGUUUACGCCUUACUGUUCUUUCUGAUAUCAAUGUGGCUAUUUAAACGUAUAAGACGAGCGCUUACCGAUAACCAGGGCAACAAAGUACCUAUUAUUGUUUUAAGUCUUCUUGGCUUUUUCUGUUUUACCAGAAGUUUGUGUCUUUGCAUUGAUGCUUAUCACUGGAGAAAAAUCACCCCAGUGGCUUUUGUUAAUGUGCUCUGGGGUAUUGGCCAACCCUGUCUCAUCGCCGCUUACACCUUGGUCUUCAUUGUAAUGCGAAACGCACUAACGCUCAAGCAGCAUUUUCAACAGUGGUACAACACAAGAAACAUAGCAAUAGCCACUCUACCGUAUUUUAUUUUUGCGCUAGCCGCAGAGCUCACUUUGUUAUUCGUACCUGCGUACAAAGGCCUCGCUUUUACUUGUCAGCUUUUGUACAUCUUGUUCGGCGUUUCUCUAACAGUAUUCUACGCAAUAAUAUCUGUUUUGCUCUGGAAAAGGCUCUCCAUCUCCAAAAAUCAAUGGGCAACGGACACGGCACGGGCCCGCGGAAAACGCACUCGAGCAAUCUUACGAACGUGUAUUGCAGCCGCGUUUGGCGGUCUCAGCAUCUGUGCCAUGCAAUUCUACGCCAUGACUAGCGUGUACGGCGUGUUUUCGAAUGCACGAAGCGUACCUGCUUGGCCGUGGUGGGCGUUCCAAACGACCUUUCGAGUGAUUGAGAUUUGCUACGCUGUAAAUGACAGAGGAGUGGAUGCGAAGAAAGGUGAAAUAGCACCUUCAAGUAUUGUCUCAGAGACGCAGUUUAAACCCAACGUGGUUGAAAUGAGUGAAGAAAUAUAA
This is a messenger RNA of Porites lobata, 4998 nucleotides long. The record is from the annotation of a GenBank genome assembly. NCBI's taxonomy places the organism in Eukaryota, Metazoa, Cnidaria, Anthozoa, Scleractinia, Poritidae.